UCUCCCUCCCUCAGCUCAGUCCCUGCUUUUCUCUCGCUGUCUCCUCGUACUUUUACCCCCGUUCUGCCUACAGCCAUGGCGGGGGCCCAGCCCGGGGUACAUGCCCUCCAGCUGGAGCCGGUCCGGGUGCCGGAGACCCUGCAGCGGGGCAGCAAGUUCAUCAAGUGGGAUGAGGACACCAGCGGUAAGUCUUUGGUGACCCUGCGUGUGGACAGCAUGGGAUUUUAUCUCUAUUGGACCUGCCCUAAUAUGGAAGUUGAUAUUCUUGAUAUCUCCUUAAUAAGAGACACUCGGACGGGAAAGUAUGCCAAAAUUCCUAAGGACUCUCGCAUGAGAGAAAUAUUAGGAUUCACCGGAACUGAGCAGCGCCCUGAAGAUAAACUCGUAACUGUUGUCUAUGGGAGUGACCUUGUUAAUGUCAGCUUCCUCAAUUUUAUGGCCGUACAGGAGGACACGGCAAAGAUUUGGACUGAUGGACUUUUUAAAUUGGCAACAAAUAUUUUAGCACAAAAUUCAUCUCGGAACACAUUCCUGCAAAAGGCAUACAUUAAACUAAAGCUCCAAGUUAAUCAGGAUGGAAGGAUUCCAGUGAAGAAUAUCUUGAAGAUGUUUGCAGCAGAUAAGAAGAGAGUAGAAACAGCCCUGGAAUCAUGUGGGCUGAAUUUUAACAGGAGUGAGUCCAUCAGGCCAGAAGAAUAUACCUUUGAAAUCUUUGAGCGGUUUCUGAAUAAGUUAUGUCUUCGUCCAGACAUUGAUAAGAUCUUACUGGAGCUCGGAGCUAAAGGGAAGCCAUAUUUAAAUCUUGAGCAGCUGAUGGAUUUCAUAAACCAAAAGCAACGAGAUCCAAGACUCAAUGAAAUCCUUUUCCCACCUCUAAAGCGGGACCAGGUGCGCCAACUCAUUGAGAAAUAUGAGCCCAACAAACAGUUUUUAGAGAGGGACCAGAUGUCCAUGGAAGGCUUCAGUCGCUUUCUUGCUGGAGACGAGAACAGUAUUGUGCCACCAGAGGCCCUAGAUCUAAGUGACGACAUGACCCAACCCCUCACCAGUUACUUUAUCAACUCCUCUCACAACACCUACCUCACUGCUGGGCAGCUGACUGGGAACUCCUCAGUGGAGAUGUACAGGCAAGUGCUGCUCACAGGGUGCCGCUGUAUUGAGUUGGACUGUUGGAAAGGACGCCCCCAAGAUGAAGAACCCUUUAUUACUCAUGGAUUUACUAUGACCACCGAGAUACCAUUUAAGGAAGUAAUUGAAGCAAUUGCAGAAAGUGCCUUCAAAACUUCCCAAUUCCCAGUUAUUUUAUCCUUUGAAAACCAUGUUGAUUCAACAAAGCAACAAGCGAAAAUGGCUGAGUAUUGUAGGAACAUCUUUGGAGACGCGCUCUUAAUAGAACCUCUGGAAAAAUAUCCUAUUCAGCCAGCGGUGCCUCUUCCAAGCCCCCAAGAACUCUUGGGUAAGAUCCUAGUGAAGAACAAAAAGAGGCACAGAGUGGGGGGAAAAGGCUCUUCUGAGGGCAGUGUGAAAAGAAGAGUCAGUGAACAGCCGUCUAACACUUACAGUGACUCCUCCAGUGUGUGCGAGUCGCCUGCUACAGGUACACUGGCCUCCGACGCAGCUGAUGUCUCUUUAACGCUUUCCAACGGUGAUGAGAAAAUUGAGGAGAGGAUUCCUAAGUGUGUAGAACCACGCAAGUCUAUAGACCGUGAUGCUUAUAGUGAAGAGGAAGAAGAUGAAGAACCGACUGACCCAAAAAAGUCUGAUGAGGGAACAGCAAGUAGUGAAGUCAGUGCCACAGAAGAAAUGUCCAAUCUUGUUAACUACGUGGAACCUGUUAAGUUCAAGUCAUUUGAUGUUGCCAACAAGCGGAAUAAAUAUUAUGAAAUGUCUUCCUUUGUUGAGACUAAAGCACUGGAACAGCUUACUAAAUCUCCCAUGGAGUUUGUGGAAUAUAACAAGAAGCAGCUGAGUCGUAUUUACCCCAAAGGAACAAGGGUAGAUUCCUCUAAUUACAUGCCCCAGGUUUUCUGGAAUGCUGGGUGUCAGAUGGUGGCGCUAAACUUUCAGACAGUCGACCUUCCCAUGCAGCUGAAUAUGGGGAUAUUUGAAUACAACAGACGCAGCGGAUACCUCCUGAAGCCGGAAUUCAUGCGCAGAACAGACAAGCCAUUUGAUCCCUUCACAGAAAACAUUGUGGAUGGUAUUGUAGCUAAUACAGUGAAAAUUAAGAUUAUUUCAGGGCAGUUUCUGUCUGAUAAACGUGUUGGAAUAUAUGUAGAAGUUGAUAUGUUUGGGUUGCCUGUUGACACGAAAAGGAAGUUUAAAACAAAAACUUCCCAAGGAAACUCCUUUAACCCUGUGUGGGAUGAGGAACCCUUUAUAUUCCAUAAGGUGGUGCUACCAACCCUCGCCUCUCUUCGUAUUGCGGUCUUUGAGGAAGGUGGAAAGUUUGUUGGGCACAGAAUUCUACCAGUGUCUGCUAUACGGCCAGGUUAUCACUACAUCUGUCUGAGGAAUGAGAUUAAUCAGCCUCUGUGUCUCCCGGCUCUUCUUGUAUAUACUGAAGCCAACGAUUAUAUCCCCGAUGACCACCAAGAGUACAUCAGAGCUCUGAUUAACCCCAUCCAACAUGUCAGUCUGGAUGAGAGGGCAAAGAGGCUUGUGGCUCUGAUUGGAGAAAGUGAGUUGAACAACACUGAAAAGCAACAAGAUAGAAAAAAGACAGACACAACGUAUGAUUCUUCUAACCGGAAUCUGUGUGACAAGAAGCCUUCUAUCACCCCAGUGCCACCCCCUGCUCAGCAACGAGAUGACCUCAUAGCAAGUGUACUGACAGAUGUUCAAGCUCCUUCUUUAGAGGAGUUGAAGUUACAGAAAAGCUUUGUGAAGCUGCUGUGCCAACAAUACCAAAAAUUGCGCUAUAUGCACAGGAAACACCUGCGCAAGGUAUCGUCACUCUGCAAGGAGCAGAACAGCAGAUUCAAACAGCUCCAAAGCAGUCGCAGAAAGAAGUUUCCAAAGAGCUUCAAACUGGGCCAAGAUUCAUUAACGGAGCAGGAGGAGCAGCAGAAGAAGCUGAUGGAUCUGCAGGGGGAGCAGCAGAGACGCCUUGUGGAGCUCAGAGAAUUACAGCAUGAGCAAGAAAGAAAAAUCAAACACUUACACCUUCAACAGGCUGUGCAGAAGCUACAAGAGGUUGCCCAAGCCUACCAUACCUCCCAGCUCAAGAAGUUAAAAGAAACCAGUGAGAAAGAGAAGAAGGAACUGCAGAAGAUUCUGGACAGAAAGAGACAUAACAGCAUCACUAAGGUCAAGUCACAAGACCGGCACAAGAAAGAAGGAGAACUGACGGAGAUCAACAGACGUCAUAUCAAUGAGUCAGUGAACUUUAUACGCAGUUUAGAAGAAGCACAAAACAAACGUCUAGAAAAGUUGCUUGCUGCUCACCAAGAGACGCUGCACAAAAUAAAGGAUGAGGAGCCAAAGCUGAUGGCCCAGUUAGAGGAGGAGUGCCAAGCAGAGUUACAUCAGCUCCCCCAAGAAGUGCAACGAUAUCUGCAAGAAGAAGGAGGCAGUAGGGGUGGGAGCAGCUCUGGACCACCUUCUUCAGCACAUAGUACCCCUACUUCUAUCACAAGGGGCUGGGGCUCAGAACUUGUUGAAGGAGAUGGUUUACAGACCCCAGAGGACUCAGAAGAUGAAGCUACUGUACUCUGACCCCAUAAGCCUAGAACUUCUACAAUACUUUUAUAUAUUAUAUAUAUAUUUGUAUACAGAUGAUCACCCCAUUUUUUUUUAAAAGAAGAAUUUAUAUUCACUAAUAUAGUAUUCUCAGAAAGAAUUAUGAUGACACUUGCUAUAAAUGGAGACCAAACAGACGUCUAUGGGCCCAUCUAAAACAUCUAAGAAAAAUUCCACAGUUCACCUAUAAUUAUGAAUGGCCAAAAAAUAUCUUCUGGAAAGAAUUUAUUAUAUAUAGUCGUAAAUCUAAUCAAAAUCAGAUCAUAUGUGUGCCCAUAAGUGACACUGAUUGUGCAACACUAUGGGCCAGAUUUAUCAUUAGCUCAAGUCAGAAUAAUGGAGUGAAAAAGUUGCGAAUUUUUGCGCAAUCGAUUAAACUGCGCAAAAAUUUGCGACUUUUAUUGGCUCUGCAC
This is a messenger RNA of Bufo bufo (common toad), 4154 nucleotides long. It is a transcript of the gene PLCB3, whose product is annotated as phospholipase C beta 3. Gene Ontology annotation, biological process: lipid catabolic process; phosphatidylinositol-mediated signaling. The record is from RefSeq and is a predicted model, not a curated record. The transcript has 33 exons. Lineage: Eukaryota; Metazoa; Chordata; Amphibia; Anura; Bufonidae. The coding region runs from base 76 to 3717 and encodes 1213 amino acids. Gene Ontology annotation, molecular function: calcium ion binding; phosphatidylinositol-4,5-bisphosphate phospholipase C activity; calmodulin binding.